Pyrenophora tritici-repentis Pt-1C-BFP is the source of this 648-nucleotide messenger RNA. RefSeq names its product CynT, Carbonic anhydrase. The record is from RefSeq and is a predicted model, not a curated record. Gene Ontology annotation, molecular function: carbonate dehydratase activity; zinc ion binding. Gene Ontology annotation, cellular component: cytoplasm. Gene Ontology annotation, biological process: carbon utilization; cellular response to oxidative stress; cellular response to carbon dioxide. NCBI's taxonomy places the organism in Eukaryota, Fungi, Ascomycota, Dothideomycetes, Pleosporales, Pleosporaceae.
AUGACCGUAACUAUCGACCACCUAACCCCCCUCCUAACCGGCAACACCCUCUACCGCCAACACGCAACCACACUCAACCCUACCUUCUUCACCACUCUCGCUCUCGGGCAAACUCCCUCAACCCUCUGGAUCGGUUGCGCCGACAGCCGCGUGCCCGAAACAACAGUCUGCCACUGUGCACCCGGCGACAUCUUCGUGCACCGCAACAUUGCCAACACGGUGCAUGUGAAUGAUGUAAAUGCGGCGAGUGUGGUGGAAUAUGCGGUUACGCAUCUGCGGGUUAGAAGCGUGGUGGUGUGUGGGCAUACAAAGUGUGGCGGCGUGGGGGCAGCACUUGGGGAUGAGGUUUUGGGGGGUGCGUUGGAUGUUUGGUUGGGGCCUGUUAGGGAACUUCGCCGGCAGCAUGAGAUUGAGCUGGAUGCUUUGCCUGAUGACGAUGCGCGGGCGGUUCGUUUGGCGGAACUCAAUGUUCGGAGGUCUGUGGAUGCGUUGAGAGAACAUCCUGCUGUUAGGAAGGCUAUUGCUGAGCAUGGGCUUGGGCUGCACGGUCUGAUCUAUGAUAUUGGGGUUGGGCAGUUGAGGGUUAUAGACAAGGAUGGAAAGAUGAAGAAUGGUUCGUAUCAAUCUGCUCAAAAAGGACAUGAUUGA